AUGGCACCUCUUAGCCAGCUGAGUGGCCACAUCAACUCCACAUGUGGAGCAGAAAAUUCCACAGGUGCCAACCGGGCCCGCCCACAUGCCUACUAUGCCCUCUCCUACUGUGCACUCAUCUUGGCCAUCGUCUUCGGCAACUGCCUGGUGUGUGUGGCUGUCCUGAGAGAGCGGGCCCUGCAGACCACCACCAACUACCUCGUGGUGAGCCUGGCUGUGGCGGACUUACUAGUGGCCACCCUGGUGAUGCCCUGGGUAGUGUACCUAGAGGUGACAGGCGGAGUCUGGAAUUUCAGCCGAAUUUGCUGCGAUGUUUUUGUCACCCUGGAUGUCAUGAUGUGUACAGCCAGCAUCUUGAACCUCUGUGCCAUCAGCAUAGACAGGUACACUGCCGUGGUCAUGCCUGUUCACUACCAGCAUGGCACAGGGCAGAGCUCCUGCCGGCGUGUGGCCCUCAUGAUCACUGUCGUCUGGGUACUGGCCUUUGCCGUGUCCUGCCCUCUCCUCUUUGGCCUCAACACCACAGGGGAUCCCAGCGUGUGCUCCAUCUCCAAUCCUGACUUUGUCAUCUACUCUUCAGUGGUGUCGUUCUAUGUGCCCUUUGGAGUGACUGUCCUUGUCUAUGCCAGGAUCUAUGUGGUGUUGAGGCAAAGGAGACGCAAACGGAUCCUCACCCGACAGAACAGUCAGUGCAUCAGUGUCAGGCCUGGCUUUCCACAGCAGCCUCUGUCCCCUGGCCGGACACACAUGGAGCUGAAGCGCUACUAUAGCAUCUGCCAAGAGACUGCCUUGAGCCCACCAGGCUUCCAAGAAGAAGGAGAGUCAAAAGGGGCAGAGGGGACUCGGAACUCCCUGAGCCCCACCAUGGCACCCAAGCUCAGCCUAGAGGUUCGAAAACUCAGUAAUGGCAGGUUGUCGACCUCCCUGAAGCUGGGCCCCCUACAACCUCGGAGUGUGCCACUUCGGGAGAAGAAGGCAACCCAGAUGGUGGCCAUUGUGCUUGGGGCCUUUAUUGUCUGCUGGCUGCCCUUCUUCUUGACCCACGUUCUCAAUACCCACUGCCAAGCAUGCCAUGUGUCCCCAGAACUUUACAGCGCUACAACGUGGCUGGGCUACAUGAACAGCGCCCUCAACCCUGUGAUCUAUACCACCUUCAAUGUCGAGUUCCGCAAAGCCUUCCUCAAGAUCUUGUCUUGCUGA
Molecule: messenger RNA, 1200 nt
Organism: Lepus europaeus (European hare)
Lineage: Eukaryota; Metazoa; Chordata; Mammalia; Lagomorpha; Leporidae
Gene: DRD3
Product: dopamine receptor D3
Exons: 6
Coding region: 1-1200 (399 amino acids)
Biological process (GO): adenylate cyclase-inhibiting dopamine receptor signaling pathway; adenylate cyclase-activating adrenergic receptor signaling pathway
Cellular component (GO): plasma membrane
Molecular function (GO): dopamine neurotransmitter receptor activity, coupled via Gi/Go; G protein-coupled receptor activity
Source: RefSeq, a predicted model, not a curated record